Molecule: messenger RNA, 1128 nt
Organism: Acytostelium subglobosum LB1
Lineage: Eukaryota; Evosea; Eumycetozoa; Acytosteliales; Acytosteliaceae
Exons: 3
Coding region: 1-1128 (375 amino acids)
Biological process (GO): adenylate cyclase-modulating G protein-coupled receptor signaling pathway
Cellular component (GO): heterotrimeric G-protein complex
Molecular function (GO): GTPase activity; G protein-coupled receptor binding; guanyl nucleotide binding
Source: RefSeq, a predicted model, not a curated record
AUGGGAUGCACAAAUUCGAAACAGUUGGAGACACCGGCAACCAAGCAUAAUGAUAGUUUGAAUCAAUAUUUGAGACAGGCAGGCAAGGAUGCUCAGUUGGAAUUCAGAGUACUAUUGUUAGGCGCUGGUGAAUCUGGCAAGUCUACAGUUGUCAAGCAACUUAGAUCCAUAUAUAGAUUACCAGUCGACGAUGCUGAACUACAAAGUUAUGCCAUCAACAUUCACAAGAAUACCGUACUCUGUAUGCAAGUCCUACUAGAAGCAGCUGAUACAUUACAUGUUGAAUUAACAGAUCCAGAGGCUAAAAAACGAGCUACAUCAGUGAGAGCAUUCCAGUUUGAACAAGAUGUUAAACAGAUGCCAGUAAACAUUGGAUUGGAUAUUGAAGAGUUGUGGAAAGACCCUGAUAUCCAAAAGAUUUGGGAGAGAAGAUCAGAGUAUUGGUUCUUGGAUGCCACUCCAUAUUACUUUGAUAACAUUGAAAGAUUCCUGGAGGAUGACUUUAGACCAACAGAGGAGGAUUGUAUUAUGACGAGAGUCAGGACGACAGGUAUUUCGACGACGGACCUGGAAGAAGGUCCUGUGCAUUAUAGGGUGAUUGACGUGGGUGGACAGCGUAAUGAGCGAAAGAAAUGGAUACACUGCUUUGAUGACGUCAAGGCAUUGUUCUUCGUAGUCAAUCUGGCCGGUUAUGAUCAGGUGAUGUUUGAAGACCCAUCACAGAACCGAAUGCUAGAGGCACUGACACUGUUUGGUCAGAUCUGCAACAAUCCAAUCUUUGCCAACACUCCCAUAUUCCUGCUAUUGAACAAGAAGGACCUGUUUGAGACGAUGCUGCUGAACAAGGCCGACCUGACCAAAUGCUUCCCAGAGUACAAGGGCGGACGAAACGUUCAAGUGGCGCUGGACUACAUCAAGGCGCAGUUCGAGGCCAAGCUCACCAACACGACCAAGCCCCUGUACACACACUACAUUGCUGCGCGCUACAAGAAAGAUGUCAAGUUUGCUUGGGACGAAGUCAAGAAUGUGUUGAUCGAGGAGAAUCGCAAGGUGCUCAAGUCGAGCAGCAACAAUGGCGCUGACAGCAGGCCCAAGAAGAAGAAGGCUGCUGCCAUGGCCGCAAGUUAG